UCUGUGUGUGUGUGUGAUCAUUUCUGACCUGCAUCCUCAUUUCCAGCCCCUGUCCACAUACUUACGGCAUCACUCCCACCACUGAGAGUCUUCAGCCUUCGACCAGGGCGGUGGCACCACAGAGCCCGUAAACACCUGAUCCACCAGCAGAUCAAACAGAGCAGCCAGCGGGACCCCCACUCUUGCCGUUUCAAUCCCACAAUCCUCCGGUGCAGACCCCAGACCUUCACGCGCCCGGAUUGAUUUAUUCCUUUAUUUAUUAUCGAGGGGGGGGGGAGGAGGUCGACGGCUCCGGGAUCAUGGAGCUCAGCUGCUGAGACGCCGCUCACACACACUCCGCUCACCCGGCUGGAUGUGUGUGUCCCUCGCCCUGGUCCAGAGCCGAGAACACCACGGCGGCCUCCCGGACCCCAGCCGAGAUGCCCACCGAGACGCUCCCGCCAGAUAGCAAGGCGUUGGGCGUGGGUGGCGCCGUGGCCUCGGCCGUGCCCCUUCGGAUCCUCAACAAGGGUCCCGAGUACUUCCGGCGCGCCGCCGAGCCCAACCCGAAACGCCUGAGCGCCGUCGAGAGGCUCGAGGCCGACAAGGCCAAGUACGUCAAGAGCCAGGAGGUCAUCAACGCCAAGCAGGAACCCGUGAAGCCGCAGGUCCUGCCCAAACGCAGCCCGGGCGUCGGCUCCGCCCUGAAAGCAUCCAACAAUAACGCCAAGUCGGACACCUGCGCCAGCACCAAGCGCGAGAACCUCAACCUGGAGAUCCUUAAGAACCUUCUCAACAGCUCCUCAGCUGAAGGACCCUCGAAAAGCUCCGUCGCUCGGAGUUGGGCGCCCGAAUCCGGGCAUCGCUCCUUCCCAGAGUCGCUAAACGUCCCCGCUGCCGCUUUUCACGGGCGCAGAAGCCCUCAGAACCUGAACCUGAGUCUGGGAUUUAUGGAGAACCUCGGGGCGGAGGGGGAGCGUUUACCGCUCCACGUGUCUCACAGCUCUUCUGAUAUCCGCCGCCUGUGUAACGGGAAGUCAUUCCGUACGGUGCGCAGCAGCAGCAGCAGUUCGGCCCCGCCUCUCCCGCCCAAACCCAGCGCCAAGGCCCUGGGCAUCCCGGACAAACCGAAAUUCCAGCUCGAAACGGAGCGCCGGCCCUCGCUGCACCGCUCCAAAUCGGACCUGAGCGACCGGCUGGCUCGGUCCGGCGCAGACGCCGAGAGGUUCUUCAACUACUGCGGCCUGGAGCCGGACGAGCUGGAGGGACUGGUGGAGGGGUUCGGGCGCGCCAGCUCCGACAUCGUGUCUCUGAACUUUCGCAGCGCCAGCAUGAUCAGCUCGGACUGCGGCCACUCCAGACACACGGACAACGACGACCUGUCCAACGAGGACGAGGACGACGAGCGCGUUCCCUACGGGAUCUCGGCGGUCGAGCGCAACGCUCGCGUCAUCAAGUGGCUCUACAGCAUAAAGCAGGCGCGCGAGUCGCAGAAGGUCUCGCACGUUUGAGGUCGGCGAGGGAGCGGGCGCUCUGGCUGGCGCACGGGCGGGCAGAGACGCACCGGUCUGAGUUAUUAAGGUUAAAUUCAUAUGUUAUUGUCGUUUUUAACAGGCUCACAUUGAGGCUCAUGGGUACGUGGGGACGAUCUGUUAGCGCUUUUCCACCAAAAGAACUCCGGUUCUUACAACCUUGGUGCUUUUUAGAGAACCAGUCCUGUUUCCUCUAGUUUUUGGGAACCAAGGAUGCGUCACCAACAGAGGGCGCUGUAGAUUACCUGUGAGGAUUUGUGCUGCUUUUAUGCAAGAAGCAUUACGUAACUAUUAGUGAUUAAAAAAACAUAUAAAGGCCAGUGUUGCUUUCUUUAGCUCGUUCACAGUGCAAACUGCUGCUUUGCAACACUUUUGUGUAGAAUAAGCGUCAGAUCCAGGGUUACAGCUCCACGUGUAUCUGUGUUUAUCUGGAUUCUCCUCCCUGUUUCACUUUUAAACUUGUGUUACAGCUCCAGCUUCUGAGAAAUGGUGAGAAUCAGAAUCAGCUUCUCCCAGAGUCUAAAACGCUUCUGCAAACGCUACUGCACACGUGUCAGAGGGGGCGUGUGUCAGUCUCGGCUCUCCUCAACCAGGGUGGAGGACAACAUCAGUAGAGAGGAAGCAUAACGCAAUAGGGUGAUUGGAUACGACUAGAU
Messenger RNA from Trichomycterus rosablanca, 2167 nucleotides. It is a transcript of the gene fam110b, whose product is annotated as family with sequence similarity 110 member B. Lineage: Eukaryota; Metazoa; Chordata; Actinopteri; Siluriformes; Trichomycteridae. The record is from RefSeq and is a predicted model, not a curated record. The coding region runs from base 420 to 1490 and encodes 356 amino acids. The transcript has 3 exons.